GAAGGAAUGUGUGUGUUUUUGUUGUUGUUGUUGUUUUUGUUGUUGUUGUUGUUGUUACUGCAAAGACAUUGAAUUUCUUCCUGUUACUCUGGUCCCAAAAAUAUUUCUCAGCUAUUGUUUAGGCAGAGAAACAUGGCCAGUUAGAGGACAAUAAGAAGAGAGGGGUUUAAUGGAGCUUUAUUACUUUCCCAGUCUUCUAAGUGAUAACCCUCCACAGCCUACUUCCUUUUCAGCACGUAGCCUGUGUUGGCUGAACAUUGGGAAUAACACGUGUGUGUGUGUGUGUGUUGUGGUUCAGUUCUCCUUCCUCUUGCUUAAGCAUGAAACAGGAGACCUAAGCAGCUGACUUACACACACUUCUGAUACUCUGAUUGCUGGCUAUGAUAAGAUUACAGUAUGCGUUGCAGUUGCAGUAAUGUAAUUAAUUGGUGUGCAGAGCCAAAGAUUAGGUGCUAGAGGGUGUGGAUAUGUGUUUAGGUGAUGGAGAAUGUCCAUAUGUAUAAAUUUCAGGUUAUUUAAAGUAUGCAGUUGAGUAAUGAAGUUGUGGUUGUGCUGGCUGCUGAGGGUACAGUAUGUGUCUCCAUUGUUGAUGAUCUCUCUGUACUUGGCUACAGUCAUGUUUCAUAAGGCAGGUAUCACGUGUGCUCUGCUUUGGACAUGGUUUAUAUUCAUCUGGCAUGUUGGACCCCAGUCCUGUCUGUCUGUGCCCCAACCAGUUUGAUGAGUGAUUCAGUGCUUGCAGUACCGUGGCCCAGAACCAUGGUAGAUGUGCCCAAUCCAUUUAACCCUUUGCCUUCAGUGGGGGAAAUAGGAUUGGACAGCCCUCUGUGUGGAGAUCUGAUCAAGGAAAUGGAGGAGCUUGAGGACAUCUCUCGAUCCUUCAGCGAUGACCCGUUCAACAUGAUAUACCUUCCUGACAUCCAGGAAUCCAGCACAAGUUCCAACAGCUCUGCUACUCUCGAUGUUUUGAGCCCGGCCUCUAGUCCGUCUUCAGCAACCUGUGGAGCAGUCACAGGACAAGAUGAGAUCAACCCCAGCACCUUAAACCUUGAGUGCCGUGUAUGUGCUGAUCGCGCCUCAGGCUUCCACUAUGGUGUGCAUGCCUGCGAGGGGUGUAAGGGCUUCUUCAGGAGAACCAUACGACUGAAGCUGGAGUAUGACAAGUGUGAGCGCAACUGUAGGAUCCAGAAGAAGAACCGGAACAAGUGCCAGUACUGCCGUUUUCACAAGUGCCUCGCUGUGGGCAUGUCCCACAACGCCAUUCGUUUUGGGAGGAUGCCACAGUCUGAGAAGCUGAAGCUCAGAGCAGAACUGCAGAUCCCUGAGAAAGAGGAGAGGAAGAUGCAGUUGGAUGACUGGAAGACUCUGGCCAGCCAAAUCCAUGAGGCCUAUCUUAAACAAUUCCACCUGAAUAAGGCUAAAGCACGAGGUUUUCUCACUGGCAAGACCGACAUGCCACCUUUUGUCAUUCAUGACCUGGAAACACUACAGCAGGCACAGCCUGUUCUGGUCACCCAAAUGCUGAGUGAGGGAAGAGAGGACUUUGCAGUUGUCCAGGGGCAGGAGACUGAGGACCGCAUCUUCCACUGCUGUCAGUACAUAUCGGUUGAAACAGUCACGCAGCUUACUGAGUUUGCAAAAGCUGUGCCUGGCUUCCCUAGCCUCGACCUCAAUGACCAGGUGACACUGUUAAAGUAUGGAGUGCAUGAAGCUUUCUUUGCCCUGCUGGCAUCAUGCAUGAACAAGGAUGGGAUGCUGGUGGCACGGGGCAGCGGCUUCAUUACCCGUGAGUUUCUUAAGAGUCUCCGCAAGCCUUUCAGUGAUAUGAUAGAAUCCAAGUUCCAGUUUGCCAUGCGAUUCAAUGCUCUGGAGCUGGAUGACAGUGACCUGGCACUGUUUGUGGCUGCCAUUAUCUGCUGUGGCGACCGACCAGGACUAGGAAACGUGUCACAUGUCGAAGGCAUUCAAGAAAGUAUCAUUCAUGCUCUACGGCUCCACCUGCAGACGAACCACCCAGACGACACCUUGCUCUUCCCCAAGCUUCUGCAGAAACUAGCUGAUCUUCGGCAGCUGGUAACAGAGCAUGCACAGUUGGUGCAGGACAUUAAUGAAACACAGGACACUUCUCUCCAUCCACUACUGCAGGAAAUUUAUAAGGAUUUGUACUAAACUUUGAACUACAGGGUGGAACUACAUGCUCUCCAUCUUCAAGACUGCAAAAUGAGGAUUAACAGAUUAACUUGCUAGUGGAUUAACAGAUUAACCUGCUCUGAUAUAACUGUAUGGUUGUACACUAAUAUACAGCCCCAGUGGCCAAACCUGUAAGCAGGUAGUUUUAUGCAGUGCCUUUUACUUAAAAGUUAUGAUUUCACCACAGGGAAUGAUAAAGCUGUGUGAAAGUUUGCACAUCUUUUAGAAAUUUCACUAAUGGUCAAACUUUUAAUUGUUAAGUUUCACAGAUCUUAAAUAAGGCUUCUAACUAAAAUGUCCAAAUUAUGUUAUUAUUAUAUUAACAGUAAAAAAUAAAUAAAAUAAAAAAGAACAAUUAAAAAAAACAAAUAAAUAAAAACUGUAUCUCGCUUCA
Tachysurus fulvidraco (yellow catfish) is the source of this 2584-nucleotide messenger RNA. RefSeq names its product peroxisome proliferator-activated receptor alpha a (gene pparaa). The transcript has 7 exons. Gene Ontology annotation, cellular component: nucleus. The coding region runs from base 658 to 2169 and encodes 503 amino acids. The record is from RefSeq and is a predicted model, not a curated record. Gene Ontology annotation, molecular function: nuclear receptor activity; RNA polymerase II cis-regulatory region sequence-specific DNA binding; zinc ion binding. Gene Ontology annotation, biological process: regulation of lipid metabolic process; negative regulation of inflammatory response; negative regulation of transcription by RNA polymerase II. Lineage: Eukaryota; Metazoa; Chordata; Actinopteri; Siluriformes; Bagridae.